AUGUCAGAAGCACCGUCAUCUUUUCUGUCGGCAGCACCAUCGUUGUUCCUGUCGACGGAACCCCCUUCGGAAGCACCAUCUACGGCACCCUCAUUUGAAGGCGAAGUCGAGAGCACCAUUGUGGGAUGGAGCGGAAUCACGGCCACGUUGAUUGCAGCCUUGGCACAGACGACUGCGUUUUACAUAUUUUUCAUGUUUCAGCGCAGUCGAGAAAAGGCCAAAUCCAGCUACAGUUUGUACGAACCUCGUCAAUUCAACUUUUCACAUCGUUCGCCUUCUCCGUUUGCGGACAAUUGGAUGUUGGAGGCUUGGAAGGUGGAUAAGGAAACCUUGCGUCGCAGUGUCGGUUUGGAUUCCUACAUGUAUUUGCGCUUUUUGCGCUUGGGGGCUCGGAUCUCCGGCAUGGGUGUCUUGGCAAGCAUCAUUUUGCUGCCAGUCUAUGCCACAGGAUUGGAGCGCGGGGAUGACACCGUGCAAUUCAAUCAGCUUACCUUGGCGCGAGUCUUGCAGGGCAGCGAUCGGAUUUGGGGCACUGUCUUACUCUGGUGGAUCUUUAUUGCCUUUAUUCUAAACGAGUUUUGGAAAGAAUGGAUGGAAUAUCAAGACAAUCGCCGCGAUUUCUUGGCCAAGGGAGAUCCGGAUGGUAGUUUGGAUAUGCGGUAUGCAUUGUUGGUCGAAGAAUUGCCUGCUUCGAAACAAUCGGACGAAGCAUUGGCGGCUCAUUUUGAGGCCAUUUUCCCAAACAAAGUGCGUCAAGCCACUGUCUUGCGAGAGCUAACGCCACUGGAACAAAAGAUUGCCGAACGUCAAGUUGCCAUUGAAAAUGUCGAAAAGGCCGAAGCCUUCAUCAUGGCUCGGCCCGAAAAGCCACGACCCACCAUGAAAAUCAACUCCAAAGUGCCCUGUAUGGGAGAAACAGUCGAUAAGAUUGAUCACAAUGUGGCUGAAUACGAACGUUUGAACAAGGAAAUUGAUCAAAUGCGCAAGUCCUCGGAAAUUGUGGACGAUGCCAUACUGUUGGAAAAUGCGGUCGAACGGUCGGGAUCGGAAGGACAAGGACUCUUCAAGGCUUCCACGACCGGUGUCAUUACCUUUACGUCACUUAGUGCCAAGGAAUCGGCCAUGGCGGGGCAUUACAAGGGACUCAAGGUCUUUGCGGUGGCGGAUCCCGAGCAUUCCAUUCUCUGGCAAAAUGCUACGGUUCCUUACUCCAAACAACGUAUCUUUGAACUUGUGGCCUCUGCCUUGUGGACUGUGGGUAUCUUGUUUUGGGCCGUUCCCGUUACCCUAGUGGUGGCCAUCGCCAAUUUGGAUUCCAUUUUCAAGACGCUUGGUUUGCGAUCAAUUGAUUCCACCUCGGCGGCCUACGGUAUCAUUGCCGGUCUCUUGCCAGUCAUUGCCUUGGCCGUAUUAAUGGCAGUCUUGUACAUGUCCAUUGUCGCAGCGGGACAGAAAUUCAUCAAGUUCAAGUCUGCCCCUGAAGUGGAUGCUUACACCUUUCAUUGGCACAUGCUCUUUCAAUUUGCAAAUCUAUGGUUGAUUCUCAUUGGUGGUUCCUUUUUCAAUCAAGUCGAUGCCAUUUUGGCAGAUCCAACCUCGAUAGUAGGGAUCAUUGCGGGGGCACUUCCAGGAGCAUCUGUCUUUUUUGCCAACAUGCUCAUUGUCAAGGGAAUUGGUAAUUUUGGACUCGAACUAUCCAUGCUACCAGCCUAUGGGCUAACCUUUGUCAUGAGUCUCUUGGCACCAGAAUCCCAGCGGACGCAGCGCAUGCUGGAUGCCAGCAAGACACCGCCGGAAAUCAAGUGGGGGCAAAAAUUACCGGAUUCCAUCUUUGUCUUUUUGGUCAUGAUUCUCUACAUGCCCAUUGUUCCAUUGAUGGAAUUGUUUGCCUUUAUCUACUUUGGUGGAAUGUACAUUGUCUGGACGCAUCAGUGCCUUCAUGUCUAUGCCCAAGCUUCGGAUGGUGGCGGUGUCACGACUUGGCAAACUCUCUUUGGAUUUCUCAUCGUUUGCUUGUACAUGGGCGAAGCUGUCUUUAUUGUCUAUAUGGGACUCAAGGAAGCACCAGGUCCAGCGGCAUGUGGAUUUGUUCCUUUGGUUGUGACGAUUAUUUUCCACAAGUACAUUAAUCAAAAGAUUGUGUACAAUAUUGGAAAUUUGGCACUUGAUGUUGCCGCAGAGAUUGACAAGGACAAUGGAGAGUUGGAACGUCUGAAUGGAACUUCUAUUGAAGACAAGGUCUUUGGUCAACCAGCUCUCAAGCUUGCGAAUGAAGAACGAGAACCAAUGCCAUAUCGUCGCAGUGAGGUUGCUACUGAUCCGUUCCGUGAUCCAAACAGGGGGACCGAAGAUGAUGGUAAGCAACCUAAUUAUGAUGAACAUGAUGACCCUAUUCAUGUAGUAGGAGUUUACGAGCCUAAUCAUGAUGAACUAUACAAGGACGCCCAAGAGAGUGAUCAUUUUUCCUGCUAA
Cylindrotheca closterium is the source of this 2472-nucleotide messenger RNA. The record is from the annotation of a GenBank genome assembly. Lineage: Eukaryota; Bacillariophyta; Bacillariophyceae; Bacillariales; Bacillariaceae.